Molecule: messenger RNA, 1989 nt
Organism: Pantherophis guttatus
Lineage: Eukaryota; Metazoa; Chordata; Lepidosauria; Squamata; Colubridae
Source: RefSeq, a predicted model, not a curated record
GUGGCUGUAGGAGGUCAUCCAGACAUCCAUACAGGGUCAAAGGUCACCAACUGCCAGUUGUCACUGAGCAGAGCCAAGAUGUUUUCGAAGACGUUCCUGAGAUUUCGAAAAUGUUGCAGAGAAAUCUUCCAAUGCUGUUGGGGGAGAAUGAGAAGGAAUGCCAGGCCAGCCAGUCCUUCAACCUCCACCUUGGAAGACGCAACAAAUCUGUCUGGCCGAAGAAAAACGAAAAUCACGAUAGACAUUGAGCUCCAUAAAGUGGAGCAGCACGGUUUCCCUCCAAAGGACAGCCGAGGGAAAGAGAAGGUCCUCUUCGAGAGGAAGGACCUUUUCCAAGCAGCGCAAUCAGAGCUGGCCUGUAUAAGAAGAGACCAGGAAAUAAGCCAAUAUUUGCGCCAAGUGGUCUCUGAGAGGAGGAGAGAGACGCAAAUAGCUCUGUUGCAGGAGCACAGCUUUGUCAAUGGAUUAGCUGCAUUGCUGGAAAUGUAUGAUCUCAGCAAGAUAACACCAGAAAGAGAUGAACCAAUAGAAUCCAUGCUGAUGGACAUUUCCAGUUUUUAUUGGAUGGCUACCCUGGAUGCAGAGGAGGAAGAUCUUUCUGAGGUGGAGAAGAAGUUGCUGGAGGAGGCCUUUGGCCUAACAAUGAGGAACCUACUCCGACAAUCUCCCACGACAGAACAGUUUGUUUUCAUUCUGAAGAACUUGGACCCACGUGGGAAACUCUUUUUGCCGGCGAUAAACCAGCUCCUGUCCUGUGGAAACCAUCAUCCCAGGAUAGAUCUCGAUCAAGUCCAGCAGGCUUUCCCUGAUGUUCCCAGGGAAAUCUGGCAGGCUGGAACCACCUACGAAAACAUCAAUGAAGGAGACCUAGAAAUAGAGGAGUUGUGACCUCCACCCUUCGCCGUUGAGCCACCUAUGAAGAAAAGCUACCAUCUCAGGAAAUGGCCCUUUGGUUCUUCCUUCUAUCAAUUGCAUAAAUUAUGUAUAAUAGUUGAAUUUGAUCUGUUAAAACUUCUGACUGUAUAAUAAUUGUUGGUAUCUGUGUUUGUAGAUCACUGGAAGAUCAGAACUCCCUCCUGCUGAAGUUUCCCUUGGGGUUUGGAAGAUGGCACUGGGGCUGAAGAUGCUGUGGAGCAGACGCCGACCAUCAUCGUUUUUAAUAUGCUGCAGCAGGCUGGGUAGCAGCUUGGACAGAAUUCCACGCAGUUCCUGUAACGGACCUGCUUGCUUGGACCAUCACCCGGCUGGAUCAACAUCUCCCCAGGAUAGAAGAACAACGAAACACAGAUGGAUGGACUUGAGUUUUUAAUGACAGUGUUUUUUUCUUGUAUCUAUGGGACACUUAUAUGUCUCCAGCUAUAUGCCACCAUUGAAGGCAAACACAAGGCAAAGAAGACAGAAGUUUAGUCAAAGGUGCUACCUUCAGACUCUCAAGAUUCCGUUAAUGUAGCCUUACAAUAAGGUCGAAUUAGCCCAUUUAGUCGUAUUUCCUGUCUCGUUUCCCUUGGAGGACUGACACAAUGUCUGCAGGUUGUUGGAACCGUGUGUGUGUGUGAAGCCUCCCAGGUAAACAGACAGGAAACGUGCCUAAAAGUGCUAAUUCGACCUUAUUUUAAGGCUACAUUAACAGAACCUUGAAAGUCUGAAAGUAGCCCUUUUGACUGAAUUUCUAUCUUCUUUAUCUUAUGUUUCCUUAAAUGGGUGGCAUAUAAAUGUCCCAUAGAUAGAAUGUAUGUAUAUGUUUAUGUAUUUAUUUUGGUUGUCAUAUUCUGUUGUUAAUUGUAUCAUUGAUUUGAUGGUUGUUUGCUACCCAUUGUCCCUUGUUUGACAUGGGCCCCUCUACAAAUUGGAUAAAUAAAUAAGUAUACUUUGAAUAUUUUUCCUUCACUUGUUUUCCUUGCUCUUUUUUUAACUUCAUUAUUUUUUAAAAUCUGUAUUUGUAUUUUGGUUAUUUCAUUUCCAAAUAUAAAUAAAGGUACAAUAUAAGUC